This is a messenger RNA of Drosophila suzukii, 1295 nucleotides long. Lineage: Eukaryota; Metazoa; Arthropoda; Insecta; Diptera; Drosophilidae. The record is from RefSeq and is a predicted model, not a curated record.
AUGAGCAUUGACUUAAAAAAGAAGAUUUUCGCUAAAGAGAUUAAAGCCGUGGAGAAGUCGAAGGAGGUUUUUCCCGUAGCCGAUGACUUUCUAAGGCUGGCCAGAUUUUUCUUUCACUCUAUUGGUGUGGAACCCUACGAAUCGGACCAGGAGACGAGCUUGGGAUUUCGACUGUACCUUGUAUUCCACGUAAUCAACAUGUUCUUUAUUUAUAUCUUAAUGAUGGUGUUUGUGACGAGCUCCGUGGGUCCCAAUGCGGAUUUCCUCCAUAUUUCCAUGGUCGUGGGCUAUAUCACUUUCGGCAAUGUUGGUGUCUUAAAGAUAAUCGUUGUUCAGUUGCAAAAGCGAAAGUUGAGCAGCCUGGUGCGGCACAUGAAGUCGUUAUUUCCACCGCCAGUUGCCAAGAAUUCUGCUCCCUGGAACUGGCGCGAAAGUUGGAAAUUCUGGCCGGCUUAUUUGCUUCAGUCCAUAGCAGCUUACACCUGCACUUGCGGCUAUAUAUCCGCCGAUCUCAUGAUGUUCGCCGUGGUCAUCCAGGUCAUCAUGCAUUUCGAUAGAUUGGCUAAAGCUCUCAGGGAAUUCAAUGUUCGUAACAAUCGCGAUGCCAGUGGAGCUGAGGAGGAUUUAAGGGACUUAAGAUCUCUAAUCGCUUACCACAUCCAAGUACUAGAAAUCACGGACCUUAUGAACAAUGUCUUUGGGGUGGCAUUGCUCCUGAACUUUAUCAACUCCUCGCUGCUCGUUUGCAAUGUGGGAUUUCAGCUGACCGUUGGUUUUAGUUUGCUGUAUUUCGGAAGACAGGUGCUAAUCAUAGUCUCCGCUCUUGUGGAGAUCUACCUCAUCUGUUCCUUGAGCCAGAUGCUGAUCAAUGCGAGUAAUAACGUUAGCUUUGCUGUCUACGAAAUGAACUGGAUGGAGUGCGAUGCUCGAUUCCGGAAAAUGUUACUAUUUAUAGCUAUGCGGGCCCAGAAGCCCGUCUGUCUACAUGCCACUGUAUUUCUGGACAUAUCCAUGGAGACCAUGAGCUCCUUCAUGCAAGUGUCGUACAGGUUCUUUUGCGCCAUUCGAAUGAUGUAUCAGUAGAUGGAGUUUAAAGGGUAUCAUAAAUCAAAUUACAUCAUAAAACCUACUGAAAAGUGGAUAUAAGUCGAAAGUUUAGGUCAAAUGGUAAAUAGAUUUAAGUCGAUAGUGUAGCUCAAAAAGGUAAGAAAAAAGCUACUAAAACAAACGUAUAUAGUCAAAGUUUGGAUUCAAAUGUUAAAAUAAACAUAAAUUAAAACAAUGAAAGUAAUUCU